Botrytis sinoallii is the source of this 994-nucleotide messenger RNA. RefSeq lists its product as uncharacterized. Gene Ontology annotation, molecular function: structural constituent of ribosome; RNA binding. Gene Ontology annotation, cellular component: cytosolic large ribosomal subunit. Lineage: Eukaryota; Fungi; Ascomycota; Leotiomycetes; Helotiales; Sclerotiniaceae. Gene Ontology annotation, biological process: maturation of LSU-rRNA from tricistronic rRNA transcript (SSU-rRNA, 5.8S rRNA, LSU-rRNA). The transcript has 4 exons. The record is from RefSeq and is a predicted model, not a curated record. The coding region runs from base 1 to 852 and encodes 283 amino acids.
AUGUCUGCCACAACCACCCCAACUGCCCAGCAGGUUCUCAUCCCUGAGACUCUCUUGAAGAAGCGCAAGAGUCAAGCCAAGGAGAGAGAGGCAAGAGCCGCUGAGACCGAGAAGGUCAAGAAGGUAUAUUACCACCCAACCCCAAUACCACAUGGCAUACUUUACGUCGAUGUUGUCCAACUUAACCAUCUUUCGGGUCUGACAAAAGUUCAACACAUGCAAUGGCCCAACAAGGAGAAGCGUGGUGUCAUCUUCAAGCGUGCUGAGAAGUACGUUAAGGAGUACCGUGAUGAGGAGCGUGAGAAGAUCCGUCUUGCUCGUGUCGCCAAGCAAUCUGGUUCUUUCUACAUCCCAGCUGAGCCUAAGUUGGUCUUCGUUAUCCGUAUCAAGGGUAUCAACAAGAUCGCACCAAAGCCCCGCAAGAUUCUCCAGCUUCUCCGUCUUCUUCAAAUCAACAACGGUGUCUUUGUUCGCAUGACCAAGGCUACCCUCGAGAUGCUCAAGGUCGUCGAGCCAUGGAUCGCCUAUGGUUACCCCAACCUCAAGACCGUCCGUGAGCUCGUCUACAAGCGUGGUUACGGAAAGGUCGACAAGCAACGCAUUGCUCUUACCGACAACUCCAUCAUUGAGGCUAACCUCGGCAAGUACGGUAUCGUCUGUAUGGAAGAUUUGAUCCACGAGAUCUUCACCGUCGGCCCCAACUUCAAGCAAGCUGCCAACUUCCUUUGGCCAUUCAAGCUCAGCAACCCAACUGGUGGUUUCCGCCCAAGAAAGUUCAACCACUACGUUCUUGGUGGUGACCUCGGUAACCGUGAGGAGAAGAUCAACGCUUUGGUCAGACAAAUGAACUAAAGCAUGCGAUUGGACUGGGGAUAUUUUUCUUUGGCUUAGCGUUUACUGGCAUGUAUGGCGUAUAAGAAACCAAAAGAAUGAUACACUUUUAUGAAAUAAUUGAUACCAUUUUGAUUUUAUUGCGAAACAACUCGUACUUCCU